Gilbertella persicaria is the source of this 1911-nucleotide messenger RNA. Its product is annotated as biotin-protein ligase. Gene Ontology annotation, molecular function: biotin--[biotin carboxyl-carrier protein] ligase activity. Lineage: Eukaryota; Fungi; Mucoromycota; Mucoromycetes; Mucorales; Choanephoraceae. The coding region runs from base 1 to 1911 and encodes 636 amino acids. Gene Ontology annotation, cellular component: cytoplasm. The transcript has 4 exons. The record is from RefSeq and is a predicted model, not a curated record. Gene Ontology annotation, biological process: protein modification process.
AUGAAUGUGUUGAUUUACAAUGGUAGCGGCACUUCACCUAAUGCUGUCAAACAAGCCUAUGUCACACUCAAGUCAAUCCUUGGUCAUGCUUAUGAUGUCAUGAAAGUGGAUGCUGCUACACUCAAGACAGAACCUUGGGAAUCCACUUGCUCACUUGUCGUGGUGCCAGGUGGACGCGAUACACCUUAUUGCCAGGAUAUGCAUGGUCCAGUCAACGCCAGGAUUAAGGCUUAUGUUGAAUCAGGAGGUCGAUAUUUAGGACUGUGUGCAGGGGCUUAUUAUGCUUCUGCCAAUAUUGAAUUUGAAAAGGGUUCACCGCUUGAAGUGGUGGGUUCGCGUGAAUUGGGAUUCUUUCCUGGUACGUGUCGUGGUACGGUUUAUCCAGGGUUUGUGUAUAAUAGUGAAAAGGGUGCCAGAGCUGUGGCUAUCAACAUCAAUGGCAAGACCAUCCAAUCGUAUUAUAAUGGUGGAGGAUAUUUUGUGGAUGCAGCCCAGAUGGAUCAAGUCAAAACAAUCUGUACCUAUCAAGACAAACAAGAAGCAGCAGGAGUUCAGUGUCAAAUAGGUAAGGGACAUGCUUUACUGUUUGGCAUUCAUCCCGAAUACAAUAUCAAUUUGGUGGAUUUAAGUGAUAAUGACAACAAGGAAGAAAUCACAAAGGAGUUAAAAGCAUCGUUGCCUCUUUGUCAAGAGUUUCUAAGACAGUCGCUGGCUAACCUUGGACUCAAUGUUCAAAAAGAAAACACUGUGCUAGAACUAACUCCUUUAUAUCUCUCCACUAUCUCUGGCCAUCUAUUAAAAGCCAUCACACAAAAACUAUCCCAAAAUCUCGAUACAAACGCGGCCUUUGUUGAUUCGAAUGAUACGUUUUAUGUCUCUGAAAUCAGUCAAGAGGCUAUUCAUGGAUUGCCUGACAUGUUGGAGAAAAUGUCCUUGGUCAAACAGUCAGAAGAUAAACCACCUGUGUUAAAAAUCUUGUACCCUUUUUUGAUGUCAGAUGAAAAAACCAUACAUGUACCUGAAAAGGCAUUGACGCCUAUGUUUGAUAUAAAAGCCUACUUUGAAGCAUUGCUAGCACGCAGACAGCAAGAAUGGGGUGGGGGAGCGUGGUAUAGAUUUGGUAAUGCCAUGUUGUAUUCUCAAGUGAUAACCAGCACACAAACUGUUCUAGACAAAAACUAUAAUUUUGCACAGUGUUUACCUAGUGGCCUUGUCUGCUUGGCCACAAAUCAAAUUGCCGGCAGAGGUAAAGGCAGAAACUCAUGGGUAUCACAAGCAGGUGCUCUUCAAUUUAGUUUCGUAGUUCGUCAUUCUGUCAAACUAUCCAAUGCACCUGUCGUUUUCAUUCAAUACUUGAUCGCAUUAGCUAUUGUUGAAAGUAUUCGUACACUCCCAGGUUAUGAAGAUGUGCCCCUUCGAUUAAAGUGGCCCAACGAUAUUUACGCAGAUAUGCCAGCAGGCCUCUUGAAAGUAGGCGGUCUUUUGGUCAAUUCUAGUUUUGUUCGAGAUGAGUUCUUGCUGGUGAUUGGAUGUGGUAUCAAUCUGAAUAAUCCUCAUCCUACAGUGUCAAUUAACGAUGUGAUUCAACAACACAAUCCAAAGCUAGAGCGACUGGGAAGAGAGCAAGUGCUGGCACACGCAUUAGUCACAUUUGAAAAAUACUACAUGGAAUUAUGUGAAAAGGGAAUGGGAUCAUGGUUUUUGGAUAAAUACUAUAAGAGAUGGCUUCAUAGUGAUAAACUAGUGACACUCACUACACAUAAUGAUGAAAAGGCAAGAAUUGUAGGCAUUACAAGUGAUUAUGGAAUGCUGGAGGCUGUCAGUGUAAAUGAUCCUCGUAAACGCUUCACACUUCAACCCGAUGGAAACAGCUUUGAUAUGCUUAAAGGCUUAAUAAUCAAAAAGACAUAA